Fragaria vesca subsp. vesca is the source of this 1305-nucleotide messenger RNA. Its product is annotated as expansin-like A1-like. The transcript has 5 exons. Lineage: Eukaryota; Viridiplantae; Streptophyta; Magnoliopsida; Rosales; Rosaceae. The record is from RefSeq and is a predicted model, not a curated record. Gene Ontology annotation, biological process: sexual reproduction. Gene Ontology annotation, cellular component: plant-type cell wall; plasmodesma; extracellular region. Bases 276 to 1118 code for a protein of 280 amino acids.
GACACAUAAAAUUGACACACAGCAACAACAAGUCUCAUGUUUAGUUGUUUACACACAGAAAGAGAGCAGAGCACUGAAAGCAAAGAGUCGGUGACCACCAUUUCCUUUGUUCCGCGUUUCAAUCAAAUUUUCUUGUCUAUUUCCCUCUUGUCUAAGCCACCACCCUCUACAGAAUCCCACACAAUCAAAUUUAACAAAUCAGGCCAAGCCUUUCUAGCACAUGCUGAUCUGUCCUCCACGCUCCAUUACUCCCCUCUCCUCUCUAUAAAUACCUCAUGGCUUUCUCUUCCUUUUCAUACUACAACACUUUGUGGAUUCUGAUCAGUAAACUCAAAAUGGCUUUGUUUCUUUGCUCGUUUCUCUUCCUUCUGGUAUCUUCUGCUACCGCUUGUUAUCGGUGUGUGCAUCAAACCAAGGCAGCUUACUUCUCCAAAGCCCCUGCACUUUCUUCUGGGGCUUGUGGGUAUGGUUCUUUAGCUUUGGGACUUAGUGGUGGACACCUGGCUGCUGCUGUGCCUUCAAUUUAUAAAGAUGGAGCUGGUUGUGGUUCAUGUUUUCAGAUAAGAUGUAAGAAUGCAACACUGUGUACAAAACAAGGGACUAAAGUGAUCACAAGUGAUCUCAAUCACAAUAACCAAACAGAUUUUGUUCUAAGCAGCAGAGCUUUCAUGGCCAUGGCUCAAAAGGGUUUGGGGCAGGACAUUUUGAAACAUGGAAUUGUUGAUGUGGAGUAUAAGAGGGUGCCCUGUGAAUACAAGAACCAAAACUUAGCCUUGCGUGUGGAAGAAUCAAGCCAGAAGCCACAUUACUUAGCAGUCAAAGUUUUAUACCAAGGUGGUCAGACAGAGAUAGUAGCCAUUGAUGUUGCUCAGGUUGGCUCUUCUAAUUGGAGUUUCCUAACUCGAAAUUACGGGGCAGUAUGGGACACCAGUAGGGUUCCGGCUGGAGCGCUGCAAUUCCGGUUUGUGGUGACAGGCGGGUUUGAUGGGAAAAUGGUUUGGGCAAAGAAUGUGCUUCCUGCUGACUGGAAGCCUGGGAUGGUAUAUGACACAAAGGUUCAGAUCAGUGAUAUUGCUCAAGAGGGUUGCUCUCCUUGUGAUGAUGGGAUUUGGAAGUGAGCCUGAAUACACAUACACAAAGGUUCAACAUACACUGAAAUCAGUCACCAUGCACUAGGGAAUAGGAGUUGUAAACUGAAAUCAGUCACCAUACACUAGGGAAUAGGAGUUGUAGAACUCUUAACUGUAAUGUGUAACAUGUAAAAUAAUUUUUAUGUUAUAACCAAUAAACUUGUAGUUGAGCCUC